UCCCCUCUGUCCCGUUACAGAAUGGUGGCUUCCAUGUUCCUCCGGGUGGCCUUCAGCCUGGUUGGUUGGUUGUUCCUCUACGCCUGGUCUUGCUAUCGCUACAAGGACCGCACCUAUGAGUGGAGCUGCCGAUUGGUCACUCUGACCCACGGAGUCCUGGCCACUUGCCUCUGUGGCUACAUUGGCUUCAUCGAUGGCCCGUGGCCAAUGUCUUAUCCAGGAUCGCCAAACACCACUCUCCAGAUCCACGCAUUGUGUAUGAGCUUGGGCUACUUUUUGUUCGACUUGGGCUGGUGCGUCUACUUCCAGGCUGAAGGGGUGCUGAUGCUUGCCCAUCACACGGUGAGCAUCUUAGGGAUCAGCGUGUCCCUCGUUCUGGGCGAGUCGGGGCCUGAAGUCAACGCGGUCAUCUUUGGCAGCGAGAUCACCAACCCGUUCCUGCAGGCCCGGUGGUUUUUGCGGGAGAAGGGGCUCUACCACAGCUUCACGGGGGACGUGGUGGACUUCUUCUUCGUGGUGCUCUUCACAGGGGUGCGCAUCGGGGUCGGGGCCUGGCUCAUGUACUGCGUGUUGAUGUCACCCAAGCCGAAGUGGUUCAUCAAGGUCGGGGGCGUGAUCAUGUACUCCGUUUCUUGGGUCUUCAUGGUCAGCAUCUGCCGGUUUGCCCGGCGGAAAAGCAUAAAGAAGUACCAGGCCUGGAGGAGCCGGUUCAGCCAAGAGAUGAAUUCGACCGCCAACGGGCACCUGAAGAGCCAUUGA
Messenger RNA from Euleptes europaea (tarantolino), 759 nucleotides. Its product is annotated as TLC domain-containing protein 5-like. Lineage: Eukaryota; Metazoa; Chordata; Lepidosauria; Squamata; Sphaerodactylidae. The transcript has 2 exons. The record is from RefSeq and is a predicted model, not a curated record. The coding region runs from base 22 to 759 and encodes 245 amino acids. Gene Ontology annotation, cellular component: membrane.